Messenger RNA from Chara braunii, 3609 nucleotides. The record is from the annotation of a GenBank genome assembly. NCBI's taxonomy places the organism in Eukaryota, Viridiplantae, Streptophyta, Charophyceae, Charales, Characeae.
AGGAGGAGGCCAAGCGACAGAAGGAGGAACAGGACCGACUUCGUCAAGAAGAGGCAGACCUGCAGGCGGCAGCCGAACACCGGUCACGCCAGCGGGAACGAUUGUUCACGCGGGAGACCGUGAUCGGCGACGAGGCCGCACAUUGGGUGGAAGUGACAUCUGCAGACGGGGCCCCGGAGACUGAGAAAGGGCUGUCAGCCCUUGCGCAGGUCUCCCACGAACUCGUGGCCACCUGCACUCUGCAGCGGGAGGAAAUCCUUCACCUGCAGCAGACAGUGGACCAGAUGCUCGCACGGCUGYAGGCGUUGGAGAAACAGCCAGCUGCUGUAGCAGCCGCAGGGCCUUCCACCCUUACCACCCGUGUGCAAGUUUUGGAGGAUGACGUCAGCAACAUCAAGCGUGUGCAUCAGGACUUCCGGACGUCGCAGCAAGCAACGAACUUGCAGUUGGAGACGCAGGUACAGGCUGCUGCCACCGUGACGCCCGCCGCCGCAUCCUCCCGGCGCCCACCCAAACUGGAUGACAUUCCAGUUUUCUGCGAUCAGUCCAAGACGGAACCGAUCCCGUGGUGGCGCCAGUUUACUCUCAGGCUCGACAUGCACCAUGUCCCGAACAACGAUCGACAUCCGUGCUUGUACCACCGAUCUGGUGUGUCGGAACUGCACACCAAGCUCACUUGGCAGGAGUUGACUGACGCCUGGCACAAGCGAUUCCAAGUGGAGCCGCYCGACCUGCAAGCGAUGGACAAACUCAACAAGCUCCAUCAGAACAUGUUGCUCAGUCAGGACUGGAUUACCGAGUUCCAAAGACUCGCCUCCACACCUGACCUGCCGCUCGCAUUCCGCGCCAUCAAGCACUUGUUUAUCAUGCGCUCGUGUCCAACUCUGCAAAACGCGCUGACGCAGAUUGCAGAGACACUCGACACAUCUGACAAGCUUUUCAGCACAGCGUCACGGAUCAUUCUCACAAAUAUCGAAGCCCGCAACGCCGACCGAUCUUCCGCGACGACGAGCGGCACCCAGCCCAAGCCAAAGGUGGCUUGCAUUACUUCUACCGAGGCUGCAACACCAAACGAGGGUGAAGUGUUGGCAGCUGCCCGGGAUGGUGGCCGGCCGCGCAACAAUCAUGGCCGCGACAAGACGAAGACUCAGUCCACCUCUACACCGAGCACCGGAUCAGCCGCCGACGAACCUUGGGCACAAUACGGACUCUCGGCGUAUUCUUAUCGCACGAGACUCAAGUACCACGAAGUCGCGGUGGGGGACAUGCUUGGCUACGUUGCCAAGGUGGCCCGCGAGUUUGUCUCGCAACGGUACGAAGAAAACAACGCACCGUUGCUCUACGUUCGCAUUCAGAUUGAGCAAGCGGCCUGCAACGCUUUGCUAGAUUGCGGCGCAAUUCGCAACUUCAUCAACCAGUCCUUCAUGACUCGGGCUGGCCUUGGCGCACAAGUACGGAGGAAGUCACAUCCGACGACGGUUGCUCUUGCCGACGGUAAGACGAAACAACUUUUAGACCGUUACAUCUCGGCUGUCCCGGUGUACUUUGCACCGCACGCAUGUGAACCCGUCACUUUUGACGUGUUGGACACCGACUUCGAUGUCAUUUUGGGGAUGCCUUGGCUUUCUAGCGCGGACCACACGGUCAAUUUCCAUCGACGCACGCUCACGAUUCGUGAUGCAACUUGCGCCGAGGUCCCGUGUACUAUUCCUCCUCCUCGCUCUUCCAUUAGGUGCCAAGUCGUCAGUGCCAAAUCUUUUCGAGACACAUGCCGUUCCGAGCAUGUCGAAGAGAUUGGCAUCGCUUUGCUUCGAACUGUCCCGACGACCGAUUCAUCGUCCACAGAAGUGUCUUCCGACCCCCGUGUGACCCGGUUGUUAGACGAGUUCAAGGAUGUUUUUGAGACACCCUCCGGUAUAGUGCCGGACCGGCCAAUCUCUCACGAGAUCAUACUUGAGGCCGGCGCCGUGCCAUCGAAAGGAUGCAUUUAUCUCAUGUACGAGGAGGAGCUCACGGUUCUCCGUGCGCAACUCGACGAUCUACUCGACAAGGGUUGGAUAGGCCCUAGCAGCUCACCUUACGGUGCGCCCAUUCUCUUCGUUCGGAAGAAGAACAAGGACCUUCGACUUUGCAUUGACUACCGACGCCUCAACGCGCAAACCAUCAAGAACGCGGGGCCUCUACCUCGCAUUGACGAUUUGCUUGAGCGGUUGGGCGGCGCGAAGUACUUUUCGAAGUUGGACCUCAAGUCGGGCUACCAUCAGAUUUCCAUCCGCCCGCAAGAUCGGUACAAAACCGCGUUUAAGACGCGAUAUGGGCAUUUUGAGUGGGUAGUUAUGCCUUUUGGCCUCACCAAUGCCCCGACCCCCUUUCAGGUGGCCAUGACCACCGAGUUUCGCGCUAUGUUGGACCGCUUCGUUUUGGUCUACUUAGACGACAUCCUCCUCUAUAGCCGAACUCUAGAGGAGCAUCUCGAGCACCUUCGCCGUGUUCUAGAGACUCUUCGGUCAGCCCGGUACAAAGCUAACCGCGACAAAUGCGAGUUUGUCCGACAAGAGCUUGAAUACUUGGGUCAUUUUGUCUCUCCGGAAGGCAUUCGUCCGUUGGCGGACAAGAUUCAAGCCAUCCAGGAGUGGCCCGAGCUGAAGAAUGUGACGGACGUCCGAUCCUUCCUCGAAUUGGCCGGUUAUUAUCAGCGCUUCAUCAAGGGUUACUCGAAGAUCGCGGCCAACCUAAGCAAGUUACAAAGCGAGGAGCGGCCUUUUGACUUCGACGACGACGCGCGCCAUUCUUUUGAGACACUCAAAGCGGCACUCUUGUCCGCCGAGGUGGACAUGGUGUUGUACGGAAUGUCGACGGUUUUGAAAUUCGCAGCGCUUGUUUAUUUAAGAUACGCAGAGCCGGAGGCUCCCAGACCUUUCAGAAUUCCAGUUUCAAGAGGUGCUUUGGCAGCUCUCACGGUAAUUCCUGUGACUCUGUGCAUGGGCAUGAUUGUGUUCGCUACGGGCCGCGCUCAAGGAAUCGCUCUCGCAGGUGCCACCUCCACAGUGCUUCUGUAUAUCGUCAAAAAUGUGUGUUCUGUAUAUUUGUGGCCCGCUUGUCACACGGUGAAAGCGAAGCUGAUGGGUGUGCGUCAAAACACUCAUCCAAGUAUCACUCAGAAGCUGGUGCAAGAUGGUACUGGCCAUCGCUUAAGAGCCAUGCUUAGGCACUUACGGCUCUUGCCUCGCGAAGGAGGCUACGAGUCUGUGAGCGGACCUAGCGGCCAUGGCCGCGUAGUUGAUGAUCUUGAUGAUUCCGUGUGGAGGAGGAAUUCGCGGAAGUCCAAUGCAUCCUCCGAUAUUGUCACCGACAUGCGUACAGUUAGGAUAAGUGGUGCUCGAACUUCAAGGCGACACGAUGAUAAGUCCCCGGGAAAGUCCCCAGAAAUCUCACCCCUGCCACGCUCGUUUCAGUUUGAUUUUUCCACAGGUGAAGACAAUUUCUAUGGCCCAGGGGUCAGCACAGGUAGGAUGAGAAGAAUCUCAGUACUCUGACAGAUUCGGACAAAGAAAAAAGAAAAAACAAUUUCAUGUUGUUUGAACUUGUUUCCAUGAUACUAACAACAUU